UGUUUCUUGCCACCGUGACCCCUCCCUCGGAGUCCCUCCCAGUCUCUCGCUUUCGCCGGUCUGACUCUGAGCUAGCCUGCCAACGACUGCGGUCACCGCCUCAGCCAGCGGAGAUCGUCUGGAAAGGGUCAUAGUUUGUGCGGGAGACUUUCGCCCAUAUUAGUGCGAACAGUGGGCUCCCAUCCAAUUGUCUCUGCCCGCUCACGCGUCUCAUCAAAAGGGUCCCUCCCGUAAGAAUCAUCAAAGCUGAACAUAGGAGGUCGAGGGCGGAGACAAUCGCUUUGGCCUCCAGGGACGUCGUCCCAGACGCCUCGAAGAGUUCGCCAUAAAUCGAAGCAGAUGCACCCGUGUCGCCCACUUCUGCCACACGUCCUCCACUCUCGCUCAUAGCAUCUCUCGAGGUUGGAUAUUUGGUAGUGCACUGGCCCGCCUAUGCCUCUCGUCUUCGCUGAGCCACCCAUCUCGCUGUCGACGGCGAACGCGCUAGCGGUCUUCUUCGCCGGAUCAUAUGUCGGCUCUUUGUACCUCUCGAAGAAUGCACGGCUGUCGUUCAAGCGGGGCAGCAUCAAGCCGAAGCAAGGCCAGCAACGGACGAAGGAACAGGACGAGCGAUGGAGGGAUGACCCCGACGUGAUUCGGGCCCGGCUUGCCGCGGCUAGUCUGAGCACGCUCUCGAGUUGUGUGGCGGUAUUGGGGCUGGUGUGGAAGUUACUGGGAUGGGCACCGACGGCGUUCCCGGUCGCGUUUGAGACUACCCUUGCAAGGCUGGGCUUUGAUGUCCCGGCCUCACUGUCCGAACUUGUCUUCCCGUGCCUCGUCACACCUGUGCUCUUCCUGGGACCUCUCUAUGGAUAUUGGCUGUCGGGCGCGUUGCCCCUUCAGCGUAACUGGAGCUGGAAGUUGAGUGUGAUCCCUUUGCUCACGACCUGGCAGAGCGUACGGAACUAUAUGGUGGGACCAACCACCGAAGAGAUCGUCUUUCGCUCGUGUUCGCUGGCCGUGUACCACCUCGCUGGAGCUUCGCGUGUGAAGAUGAUCUUCAUGACCCCCUGGCUGUUCGGCAUAGCACACAUUCACCACGCUUGGGACAUCUACAACCGGUAUGGACGCACCGGUGCUGCAGUGAAGCAUGCAGCCAUCGCCACACUCUUCCAAUCAUCGUACACCUCGCUGUUCGGAUUCCAUACGGCAUUCCUGUUUCUCCGCACUGGGUCCCUGAUCCCUCCCAUCACUGCACAUAUCUUCUGCAACAUAAUGGGCCUACCACAGCUCGGCACACAGCUAACUAUGUUCCCUCAUCGCCGAAGGGCUAUCAAGGUCGCUUACUUGCUUGGGAUCGCUGGGUAUAUAUACGCUAUGAAUCGGUGGACACUCGCGCCUGAGUCCCUCUACUGGAGGCCAGCUGACGCCAUCGCUAUGUUUUGAUCAUCGUCAACCUAAUACGGGCAUCGGCGAGUGCUCAUAUAGUACAUAGAUCGUCUUUGUAUUGCUUUGUUCGCUCUUGCCGUCGGAGUUCCAUUACAGGCUCCUAGGUCAAUAUAUGCUCACUUGGAUAUGAA
Molecule: messenger RNA, 1559 nt
Organism: Rhodofomes roseus
Lineage: Eukaryota; Fungi; Basidiomycota; Agaricomycetes; Polyporales; Fomitopsidaceae
Exons: 6
Coding region: 433-1425 (330 amino acids)
Biological process (GO): CAAX-box protein processing
Cellular component (GO): endoplasmic reticulum membrane
Molecular function (GO): metalloendopeptidase activity
Source: RefSeq, a predicted model, not a curated record